This is a messenger RNA of Hyaloscypha bicolor E, 2191 nucleotides long. Its product is annotated as HET-domain-containing protein. Bases 89 to 2017 code for a protein of 642 amino acids. The record is from RefSeq and is a predicted model, not a curated record. Lineage: Eukaryota; Fungi; Ascomycota; Leotiomycetes; Helotiales; Hyaloscyphaceae. The transcript is spliced from 2 exons.
AUGCACUCUACAAUCCUCAGAUAGUUCUAUCUUCCUAAUAUUAGUGGACCGGCAAUCCGAAGCAGAAAAUCGAUCGUCUUAAGCAACUAUGGCCCUAUGCAAGGACUGCGAGCUGAUUAAUAUACAAGAAUUAUUUGAAGAUCAUAACGACAGAUCACCUGGUAUAGGACGCCAAGGACAUCGAUUUGCUGCAGUCCAACGAACUUCUAUCAGACACAAGAACUCUUUAGACGAGUUGGAGGAAAGCUCAAAAUGCUGUAGUCUUUGCAAAUUGUUCUGGAAUGGGCUUAUCUAUACGGAUAUCUUGAGAGACGCAAGAAUAUCCGAUACCGUGGAGAUAAUCGCAGACCGAAGGAUUGGCUAUGCGAAGAAAGAACAAAUUUGUCUUGGUGUAAGGUGUAUGAAUAAAACCGCAUGGCAUGGGUUAUUUGCCGAUAAAGGAAGCCUCGCAUCAAAAAAAGUUGUUGGAAGGCUUGUGGCUUCUCCUGAUGACUUCUCAUGUGUAUCAUCAUGGCUUCAAACAUGCCUUACCUCUCAUAAACAAUGUGGACAGGUUUCAACUUCUAGUCUACCAACACGAGUACUAGAUGUCAGUGCAGGUGACAACCAUAAUCUGGUUCGUCUCGUAUCAGGAGCCGGUAUUUAUGGCGUUUACGCAACCCUGAGCCACUGCUGGGGUAAUUUACCCUUGCAGACAUGUUCCAGAGCUUCAAUUUCAGAGUUGAAACGGACCGUGCCCUGGGAAUCUCUUUGUAAGACGUUCCAAGACGCUGUAUCGGUGGCACGAAGCUUGACAAUCAAAUAUCUCUGGAUCGACUCCCUAUGCAUCAUUCAAGACGAUAAUGAUGAUUGCCAACGAGAAAUCGCGAACAUGGCUAGCAUUUAUAGCAAUGGCUGUGUUAAUAUUGCUGCAGCUGCAAGUAUUAACGGCAGUGGCGGUUGUUUCCCAAACUAUAGACGUUAUAUGACCCCCUGGGAGCGUCUUCCGGCGGUUGAUUUGAGAUGGAUGAAAGAUGGACAGUCUCAUGGAGUUGUGAAAGUUGGAAGUCUGCCCAUGGGCUUUCAGUGUGGAGUAGAAUGGGGACCACUUGCAAAACGCGGUUGGGUAGUCCAGGAGAGGAUUCUAUCCCAAAGAAUGGUUUACUAUGGUCAAGACCAGCUCUACUGGGAUUGUGCCGAAGGACGAACAUCCGAGUGCGCAAUCGAUGUCGAUUUCUAUGGCGCAAAAGACCCGGGGUCGAAUGGAGGUUUCAGAAUGCUGAAAGCAAGCAUCGAAGAUGGUGAUGAGGAAGUAUGGGAGCGAGUUGUAGAGCUGUAUACACGUUGUGAUUUAACCAAGCCCGAAGACAAGCUCCCGGCUUUGUCUGGUAUCGCAAAGACGUACGCAGCUGCAACAGGAAUGUCCUAUAUCGCUGGGUUGUGGAAAGAAAGGCUUCCCUGCCAAUUGCUUUGGACUGUUGCUCGCUCUCCCGAAUCGACCCCUCUUUCAUUCUAUCGAGCUCCUUCGUUCUCAUGGGCUUCAAUUGAUGGCGUUGUCAGUUUCUACGACAAAAGGGAAACGUUUGCCAUAGAAACACAAUGGGCGAUUCGGGUUCUCUCUGUCACUGUGGAUGUGGAAGGGUCCAGUCCUUAUGGAAAGGUCACAAGCGGGACUUUAACGUUGAGAGGAAAGAUCAAACCAGCUGUGGGGUUUUUUGUGCAUGAAAGUGGCAUACAGUUAUAUGGUAGUGAUGAUAGUAAACGUACUGUUAUUGGGGACGGAAAACUCGACGAACCUGAACGACAAAUGGUUGAUGAUACCGUUUAUUGUCUUCUAGCAAUGGUCUCUAUUCACGAAAUUCCACCAGAAUCUCAGAUUCACUUCCAAGGAGACAAAACCUAUUCGCUGGUCCAUGUCCUGCUCCUGCGUCACAUUACAGGACAUCCGCAAAACACGUACUAUAGAGUUGGAACAGGCAGAGUUUCUAGAAAAGGAUGGUUUGCUGAUGUGAAGGAAAGCGAAAUGACUUUAUUUUAGGCCAUCGGAAUUUGAUUGGCACUAUUCGCUCGAGUUCAAGUUGGAUUUCUUAGAAGAAGAUGAACAGAGAAAAGAGGGUGGCGAAGGGGUUUGAAAGAUAAAGGUUUAUGACAGCCGAAUGAUGCAUUGAAAAGACCAAGUUCUAGUUUUAGGGGAAGUGGGGUGUUGAGCUAU